AAAAUCACAUUAGACUUUGCGCAUUUCAUCUUUGACAUGGCCAUGUCUGAACGAUCGUCCAUCCUCGAGAUUCCCCGACAUUGUUCAAAUUAGCCGAUGGGCCUUAAAGGAUGAUGCAGCAGCACUUUUCUCAGGCACAGCAGCGUUUCUUUUGUUCCACGCACAUUUGGUGGCGCUAAUCAAAAGCAUAUCUAGAUUGUCCGAUUGACUCUGUUGGACUCCCCAGCCUUGAAUCGCACACAUCGUCCUCAUCACACCCUCAAAACGACUGGCCCCCAUCCUUGCUGCAUCAACAACUUUGAUUCUUUCUCAUCGUCAGAUCAACUGCGCGCUAUUUUUUGAAUGAGAGCACCCUGCACCAAAACUUCAACCCUGUCCUCCUCGCUACUGACACCCUCCAUCUCCUUUACCGCAGCCGGGUACUUGCGACAUAGCCUCGGCCCCAGAUACCGAUUGCUUCACACACCAAUAUAUACCAAAGCAACCCGUAUCGCAUCCUACACGCGUCUCUUUCGCACGAAUUCAGCCUCAUCUGCGAAGCAAUCUGGAGCCCUCCCAGGAGGACCACCCUUAUGGGGGUCCCGCGCUAAAUGCGACCCAUUGAACGCCGCUGGCAUCACCACUGCGGGAAUCCGGUCUGGAGACUAUAUAGAAAGCGCGUUUUUCAGCCGGCAAUUCAGUACUGUGACGACGACGCCAGAGAGCGGGAGUGCAACAGAUCUCACUGCGGACGUAGCCGACGAAAAGGGUUCGGUGAGGGGUACACCGCCAAAAUGGAGACCCAUGGCCAUUCAGCUAGGAACGAGGGAGAACAAGGUCUGCCGGAUACUGAAUAAUGUCGCUAGGGAGUAUGAGUCCAAGACAGGCAAACGCAUUGAGCUUCGUAUCGCUGGUGGAUGGGUGCGCGACAAGCUUCUAGGUCUUUCUUGCACGGAUAUCGACAUUGGGGUGGACUCGAUGAUAGGCUACGAUUUCGCCCAACUCGUCGCGAAAUACAUGGAGUCGAAUGGACACUCUCAAAGAAUGAUCACAAGGAUUAGUGUCAACCCGGCAAAGGGUAAACAUCUAGAAACGGCUACCAUGGGUAUGCUUGGCGUGCCGAUCGACUUUGCAAACCUUCGAUCCGAAACCUAUGUUGAUCCAGAUAGGUUCUCUAAUGAAAUCGUAUUCGGGUCACCGGAAGAGGAUGCACACCAUCGGGACUUUACUAUCAACGCACUCUUCUACAACAUCCGUACCAAAUCUGUUGAGGAUUACACUGGAAGAGGGCUGAAGGAUCUUCGGGAUGGAAUCAUCAGGACUCCUCUCAGGGCGUACGAAACAUUUUGGCAGGAUCCACUUCGUGUCUUGCGAUGCAUCCGCUUCGCAGCGAAAUUUCAGUUCCAGAUCGCAGAGGACGUCCGGAACGCCAUCCUCGAUCCAAGGAUAAGGGAAGCACUCGGGACCAAGAUCUCUAAAGAACGUAUUGGAAAUGAAAUCGAGAAGAUGUUGGAUGGUGGUGGCCCAAGCAGGAGUACCGCAGUUCGAUUGCUGCGUGAGCUGGACCUAUACGACCUGGUCUUUCCGGUGCCAGAGCCCAGCAUCCUUGUCAAGGGCAUCUCGGCCGUGCGUGGCGAGAGACGCGAUGUUGAGGAUGCGUACAAGCUGAUGUGGAUCAUGGAAUGUAUUUUGAGGAUCAAUUCAACAGUGGCGAGCGAGGAUAAUUUCGAUCAUACCGCGUUUUCGCCAAAGAAGGAUGUUAUUCAGGAACUCCUGCUGGAACGGAUACGUGGUCUUGGGACGACGAGUCAUUUGUGCCCGAUGGUCAAAACAGAGCCACCAGAGAAUAUCCCGUUGAUCGCUCCCAGAAAAGAAGAGACUCGACCUGAGCGUCUAAAACGAAACAUGUUCAUGGCAUCGUUGCUGUAUCCAUACCGCGAUAUGAUAGCGACUGUCAACGGAAAGGACGUAUAUGUGCCUACGUGGAUCAACAAGAAUAAUCUCCGACCCCGGAGUAUUCAAGUGCAGCAUGUAGCCAAGAUCCUGAGGUGUAUCGAUGAAGUACAGGAGACUGUGCGCUCGAUCUCAAUGGAUAUCCCAUCGGAUGAGGAGCAGCGAAGCAAGGAGUGGGCGACAAUCGGCAUGAUGAUCCGGGAUAUUGGGUUUGUUCCAUAUGCCGCAAGGACGUGGCCAUGCAGGAUCCUCAUGGCGCUUGGUGUUGAGUUGCUUCCAAAGUAUGAGCAGCUCAAGCAGGGUAUCCUAGAUGAAGAGGCAAAAGGCGCGAUUGCAAAGUACAACAGUUUUCUGGCAAAAGCAGAAUCGUAUGGGGUUGAGCACUGCUGUGAGUGGAGGCCUCUUUUUGAAGCAACUGAACUAGCGUCUAUACUCGGCAACAGAUUAAGCCCAACUGUACAGUACGACCUCGAGGAAGUAAUGCGCUGGCAGCUUCUGCAUCCAGAGCUGUCGAAAGGACAUUGUCGGCAAUGGAUUCUGAACAACAGGCGGAGGUUCAGUUACAGUCCUUAUACUGCUUAUUAAAGAAAUGCGAGUGGUUUUCAAUACAGGGCGAUUUUCUCUAGCGCGGGCCUUUUUUUUUUGUCACUUCAUAUGCAUUGUAGUCCGCUCUACAAUUCCCGUUCGUCUCAUGAUAAGGAAGUGAAUAGGAGCACCCGUUGGUUGGUUGGUUGGUUGGUUGGUUGGUUGGUUGGUUGGUUGGUUGGUUGGUUGGUUGGUUGGGGGGGCUAUCUACUAGAGGGACGGAUGCAUGCUAUGAUAAGAAGAGGAUCGCCAUCUGCCCUGCCUUUGAUUGUUAAAGACCAGUCUGGAUCGAUUGGAAUGAUGGGGAAAAAGGCAUUUCAGAUAAACCCUGCAAGUGACAGCGUUAUCUCUUCCUCGCUUUCGUUUACAUCGGCCUUUAUGGCGAUCGUAUGGUAUGCAUUGUUCACACACCACGGACAACUAGGAGCGCGAAGAACAAGAAAAAA
This is a messenger RNA of Gamsiella multidivaricata, 2963 nucleotides long. RefSeq lists its product as uncharacterized. Gene Ontology annotation, biological process: tRNA 3'-terminal CCA addition. The transcript is spliced from 5 exons. NCBI's taxonomy places the organism in Eukaryota, Fungi, Mortierellomycota, Mortierellomycetes, Mortierellales, Mortierellaceae. The coding region runs from base 343 to 2517 and encodes 724 amino acids. The record is from RefSeq and is a predicted model, not a curated record. Gene Ontology annotation, molecular function: ATP:3'-cytidine-cytidine-tRNA adenylyltransferase activity; RNA binding.